This is a messenger RNA of Aspergillus terreus NIH2624, 1101 nucleotides long. RefSeq names its product Zn(II)2Cys6 transcription factor domain-containing protein. Lineage: Eukaryota; Fungi; Ascomycota; Eurotiomycetes; Eurotiales; Aspergillaceae. Gene Ontology annotation, biological process: regulation of DNA-templated transcription. Gene Ontology annotation, molecular function: zinc ion binding; DNA-binding transcription factor activity, RNA polymerase II-specific. The coding region runs from base 1 to 1101 and encodes 366 amino acids. The record is from RefSeq and is a predicted model, not a curated record. The transcript is spliced from 3 exons.
AUGGCAAACACCCCGAUUGACCCGAUUCCCUUCGAGUUGAUUCAAUUGCGCCGCGCUUGUGAUCGAUGCCAUUCGCAAAAGCUCCGUUGCAAGCGCACGGGGGGCGGCAAUUGUGAUCGUUGCGAGAAGACGGGGGUGACGUGCGUUUUCAGUCCGUCUCGUCGGAUGCGCAAGAUGAGCCAGCCAAAAGAUGGUGAUGCGAGGUUGUCCGUGUCGGGGGCCAGCAGCCACAUCGGGCUCAACGACAACAUGUCCCUAGAUGAUCUCUUGCAUUGGGACCUGGCUACGACCGAGUGGGCUUCUCAAGGUGCAGACCCGGUAGGAUACGACUUUGAGAACAGUCUAUCAUCCGUCGAUCCGGGCGUGGUGGCUGCGCCGGAAACUAUGAACUUCCACAUGCUGAAUCCCGACGAGUUGUAUAUGAAUUCCGGGAGCUCAUUGAGCGACCAAUCCAUCUCCGAUCACAGUGCACCAGACCAUGCCGCUCCUCCCGUUACUGAAGCCGGCCAUCUCUCGCCACACGAGCAAUGGAUUCGCAAAAUCUCCGAUCUGAACAUCAAGAUUUAUCAGCAUGCCGCCGUAUUCCCACCUGCCGCGUCUGGAAUCCGCCGCACAUCGCAACACCCGUCCGGUCUGGAGGGAGACGGCACAACAGACCAGAAUCGAACUAUCGCCAUCGACCGAACCUUUAACUUCACGACUGAGGUUCUGGAGGCGCUGGAAUUGGUUUCGUCCCCAUCGCCCGGGAACGGGCUUCGCAAUGGCAUCGAACCGUUGGACCAAGGCAGUUUGCUUUUGAUCCUCUCGCUAUACUUGCGUCUUCUGGACCUCUACUAUGCGAUUUUCGAACCGCUACAGAAACUCCUGCCCAGUCCCCGCUAUCGCCCCUCUUCCUCUUCCUCCCAUUACCCGCCGUCUUUUGUGUCCACCGACUCUCCUUCUCCCUUCCCCGAGCGCGCUUUGGACGGACGUCUGCCCCGUUUCCCCGUUCUUCGCAUCGGCGAAUUCUCCCUCCAGACCUCGCCCAGCGUUCACACCUUGAUGACCAUUCAACUGGCCGAACAGUUACUAGGUCUGUUGAGAAACGACACAUGGAGGUGA